AUGACCACUGCUGACUCUGAUGACUCGGUCAGAGCGAAGAUCCAGUACCUUGCCAGGGACAGCCAGCACCAGCUGGUGAAACCAUAUUAUUUGUACCUUGACUACGACUACGGCCUUGCUCCAACAAACACAGCGGCCGAUGAUCAUUUUGUCCAGAUCCGUAAUGCUCGGAGUCUGGGUAUUCCGUCAAGAGAAAUGUUCUUCGAGUGGGGGUUUGCCCAGCUGCGUCUUGAUUGUCCUUUGACCCCCGAGGAGUAUUGGUAUAACAAGAAAGUGGAAGAGAUCCUAUACCCCAAGUACAAGUCGAUUGCCCGAAUUUUGUUCCCAAAUGCUGCGCGAGUUGAAGUCCUGGAGCACGCAGUUCGCAAACGUCACCCUCGUUGGAUGUCUGCGGAUAUAGAACGACACCAUCUCAAAACGAACCAACCGAGUGAUUAUGUGCACAUUGCCCCGGGGGCAAUCGUCCCCGGGCUCCCCAUCUCCAACCAGUCGCAACAAUGGGUGCAUUCCGUGGUCCAGCCAGCUACUGUACCAGUCGAGGAACUCCGGGAUCGAGUCAAAGCGUGGCUUGCGCCCAUACAGCGUUGUCGGGUUUUCGAGAUCCGCGUGGACCAUCACCACCCGCCAACCCCAGUCUUUAUGUCGGGGUUCUUCGCUGUUUUUGCUGUUUUCGUCAUCGUCAUUUCCCUCCACGUACCGAUGACAGUAGAGAUACAUGCUAUACCACACAUCAUGUUCGUGUCGGACGCGUAA
This is a messenger RNA of Aspergillus heteromorphus CBS 117.55, 753 nucleotides long. RefSeq lists its product as uncharacterized. The transcript has 3 exons. The record is from RefSeq and is a predicted model, not a curated record. The coding region runs from base 1 to 753 and encodes 250 amino acids. Lineage: Eukaryota; Fungi; Ascomycota; Eurotiomycetes; Eurotiales; Aspergillaceae.